GUCAUGAUGAUUUUUUGAGGUCAUAUAAUACAGCCCAAAGCCUACAGCUUCAUAGAACCAGCUAGAAUAGAUACUAGUUUCUACACUGCAGUAUCAUCUACCAUAUGCAUCUUUGCCAAUCACUAUGAAGACUUAUCAUCAUCUGCUUGUCUGCCUCCUCCUCAAGAUUGCAGCCAUUGCUAGAGCUGAGUUUCUGUUUGAGUUUGAGAUAGUGAGGCAUCGCACAAAUGGAAACUGUUUGGGUUUUGAUUUUACCAUCCCCUGCGAGACCUUUGUCAACGAUUUCUGCCUGAGGGGUCCGUCGUUCCUAGGAAAUCCUCGUAACUACGACAGGAACAAUUGUCCACUGGGCAAAAACACUGACCGUGUGUUCGAAACAGUGCCUGCACAGAGGGCAAUACAAUCCAGUGAACCAUGGCCGGGAGUUUUCCAACUCUUCAUUGGUGCUCAUGAUGACGACUAUCCCGCUACUACCUUUGAUUUCCUCGACAACAUAUUUGUUGAUCGAUCGAAAACUGUCAGCAAUGAAUAUUCAUCUGAGGAGACUAUUUGGGGAGACAAUGACAAAGUUGGUGUGGACAUUAGAUUCAGAGUGACGUGCGUGCAACACUUCUACAGAGCUGACUGCAGUCAAUAUUGCUUGGCAAGAAAUGACAAUUCUGGACACUACACUUGCAAUCCAGCGGAUGGGAGCAAAAUAUGCAACAGUGGUUACGAGCAUCCUGAGACCAACUGUGUUGAUUUGAUAACUGCAUGCAGCUCGUCACCGUGUGAUCAUGGUGGCACCUGCUCUCCGAUAGGCCUCACUGAGUUCACCUGCAGCUGUCCCCCCGGCUACACUGGGAGGAGGUGUGAGAUGGAGAUCGAUGAGUGCCUUAACAACACCGUCUGUCUCAAUGGAGGCAACUGCACUGACCUGCUGGCUGACUAUAGUUGCAGCUGUGUCACUGGCUUCACUGGCAAGAGCUGUGAGGUUGAUAUCAAUGAGUGCCUGGAGGUGGUGUGUGUGGGCAAUGCUACCUGUGUCCAUGGCAUCAACCAGUACGAGUGUGUCUGCAACCCUGGCUUUGAGGGACACAACUGUACAGAAAUUGAUCCCUGUGCUGAGACCCCCUGUGCAGCUACAGGCGAGUGCUUAUCAUCUGGCCCCUUUAACUACACCUGUCUCUGCGACAGUGGCUAUACUGGUCAACAUUGUGAGGUCAAUAUUGAUGACUGUGUUGCUGCUACCUGCCCCGAGGACAGCGACUGUAUGGACGGAGUGGAGUCCUACUCAUGUGACUGUCAUGUGGGCUUUGUGGGGGAGAACUGUACCAGUUUGGGUGUCACUGGUGCUGGAUCAGGGUCUGCUACAGGGCCUGCCAUAGGGGGAGCUGUGGGGGGUCUUUUGGCUCUCAUUAUCAUCCUACUCAUCGUCAUACUCGUUGUUGUCAUGAUAUUUGCUCGGGCUCGGAGACGCUCAAAGAGCGAAUACUCUAUACCUCAAAACCCGUAUGCAUCGAGCCCUGUUGAUGAUUCACCAGCUCACAUACUCAACAACUCCCUGUACAUCCAGACGGACGACCCUCUCAUCAACAAUCCUCUCUACACGAUGACUACCAGCACAAGCCCCACCUCUGACCACGUACCAAUACCCGAUCAGUCGACCCGGAGGAGUCCAGAGUUUGACAUGUCCUCGAGCCCUGCUUAUGAUAGUGCGAGGAAUAUCAACAAUCCACUGUACGGUGUGAAAAGCCCCGAACGUAAAGCGGAUCCUAUCUACGCAGAGUUGGAGGGACCGCCACCACAGGGAGCAGCAAAUCAGCCUCAAAAAGGGGCCAAUAAUUACCCAUAUUCGUAUGCUGUUUUGGAGGGCAAUAGGCGACCAACAGCUGGUGUUCCAGUAGCCCCACCCCCUGGAUACGAACAAACCGUGCUGGGCAGUACAACAAAGCCGAGGGAUGGACCACAGUACGAGGAAGUGGAGUUAAAGCCAUUUCCGAAUGGACCAGCACAAAAUGGAGCUGCUGUUCAUGGAUACGAUGUUCCUAAACCAUUGACUGACCCGGAAUCAUCUCAGCCGUUGGUAUACCAGUAUGCUGCUACUUCCGAGGUGGCCACUAAAGACGAACCAUCCAUGCUAGGAGAUACGAUAGUCAAUAAUGAACAGUUUGCUAGGAAAAAAUCCAUUUACGAUUCAGACGAUGAAGUUUUAAUAAACGCUUCUAAACCUUCCCCACCUCCGCGCACUAAACUACCACAAUCACAAGAGGACUCAUCAGAUGUGUACAGUUAUGCCAUCGUCCCUGAUAAUGCACGGAGGAGUGUAAAGGUCAAAGGUGACGUGGAGGAAACCACAGAAUGCCCUCCCUAUGACACAUUGGAGCAUGUCGUGGGAUCUGAUGUUCCUGCACAUCAAAUCAGACUGUCCAAAGUGGAAGGAUCAGGAUAUGAGACUUUGAAAAAUGAAAAUCACUAAGAGAUGAACUUUCCAUAUUCUUGCACAAUAACUAUAAUUCCAUCCAUUCAUAAAAAUUAAUUUUUUUAUUCAGACUUUUUUAUAUUGUACGAUCCCCAAUAAUAAUUUAUCAUAAUUUUCUUCACUUUUAAA
This is a messenger RNA of Halichondria panicea, 2590 nucleotides long. Its product is annotated as platelet endothelial aggregation receptor 1-like. Bases 125 to 2458 code for a protein of 777 amino acids. NCBI's taxonomy places the organism in Eukaryota, Metazoa, Porifera, Demospongiae, Suberitida, Halichondriidae. The record is from RefSeq and is a predicted model, not a curated record. Gene Ontology annotation, cellular component: membrane. Gene Ontology annotation, molecular function: calcium ion binding. Gene Ontology annotation, biological process: cell communication. The transcript is spliced from 7 exons.